AUGCCGCAACCAAAGUCAUCAUUACCACCAUACUGUGGCGACGAACUCCUCGAUCCCGAACGUACAUAUCAUUGCAAGAUCCGGCUACAAAGGGGCAUCGCCUAUCUCUUCGAUCUCGAGCAAUUCCUCCAGCGUGCCUCUGAUGCCGAUUUUGACCUCUACGUUCGACACUCGAGGACCCAACUCGCAGAUUUUCAACCUAAAGCCUUUCUCGGAGUCCCGACUGGACCGAACGCGAAUCGAUUACUCGCGAGCGGUAAUCGUUGGUAUUAUGGCGAAGAUGGGAAGAAUGGAUUCCGUGGAGGUGCGUUCGCGGGAGACGAUGUCGGGUUAUGUGAUUUCGAGUCUGCUGAGUUAAUAUUGGAUGAAGUAAUUCUCAAGCUUGGGAAGCGCAGUGUCGAGCUGAGCUGCAACGAGCAGAGGCUGAGGGCUUCUCUCUCUCAAUCUUGCGUCACGACAAAAUCAAAUGAAGACUCAAUGAUGGAGCGCAAGAGCCGAUAUGCAGUUGCCAAGCUGCUCUUAGAGACUUGCCUGAAAUCUGUCUCUCCCUGCCACUGUGCUCAAGAUCCGAUAUGCAGAAUGCGAACUUGGAGUUGCUCGAUACAUCGUCUGAGCUCCCUGGUACUGAUUGGAGCUCUUUACUCGAGUUUGGCGUUUGAUACGUUCAAUACGAGCUGGAACAGCAGCUUCUCAGUUCACUCCAUAGCUUCCCAUGCAACUGGAUGGACAUGGAGGGUAUUUGAACCUCUCAAAGUGAAGCAGUUAUUCAACUCGCGGACAAUCCUCAACAUUGAUAUACUUCUACCCGAGGCAAAGCUGAUAUUUCUCAAUGGCAUGUUCGCGAUUUCUCCCAUUCACCCACUAUCACUAUUCCAUCGGCCAACCAACUCCCGGUCUUCAACUUCUCCAGGGCCGCGUCUUUUUUUGGAUUCCACAUAUAUCUUUUGA
Pseudocercospora fijiensis CIRAD86 is the source of this 948-nucleotide messenger RNA. RefSeq lists its product as uncharacterized. Lineage: Eukaryota; Fungi; Ascomycota; Dothideomycetes; Mycosphaerellales; Mycosphaerellaceae. The transcript is spliced from 9 exons. The record is from RefSeq and is a predicted model, not a curated record. Bases 1 to 948 code for a protein of 315 amino acids.